GCGCGGAAGGCGCGUCGCCCUAUUAUGUUCAGAAUCCAGACUUCCAGAGUCCUUAUCAAAUUAAAUGAUACUUAGGGUGGUCCGCACCCACAUGGCCUACUAUAUACUACUAUAUAUACAUGAUUCCCAUUCCUCUUACUCACAUGACCUACUAAGUCUUAACAAUUUUCUCUUUCUUUUCCCAAUUCAACAUGUCUUCUCUUCUACUCAUGCCCAUGGUUUUAGCUGUAUUCUCUCUUCAAUUUCCUCCAAGUGCUUAUUCAUCAACAUUUACAAUCAGGAACAAGUGUAGCUAUCCAGUUUCGCUGGGAAUUCUCUCUGGCGCAAGAACACCAGAACUGUCCACCAAAUGUUUUCUUCUCCAGGCAGGGGAAUCCACAACCCUCUUUGUCCCAACAUCCUGGUCAGGCCGUUUAUGGCGAUGCACUCUCUGCACCCAAGAUUCCUCCGGUAAAUUCUCUUGUCUCACAGGAGAUUACGGUUAUUCCACUAUGGCAUGCUCUGGUGGUGCUGCUGCUCCACCUGACACUGCAACCAAAUUCACAUUAAACGUUGCAGGGGGGCUUGAUUUUUAUGCCGUGAGUCUUGUGGACCCAAUGAUGGUGGUCCUUCAGGGUGGGACUGGAUACGCCGCCAAUUUGAACGAGGAUUGUCCGGUGGAGCUUAAGAUCAUUGAUGGGAGCAACGAAGGAGUGGCGUGCAAGAGCGCUUGUGAUGCGUUUAGAGACCCUCAGCAUUGCUGCAGUGGCGCGUGCACAUCACCGGGCACCUGCAAGCCCAGUUCUUGCUCGGAAUUCUUCAAGAACGCCCGCCCUCCAGCUUAUACCUAUUCAUAUGACGAUGGUACCAGCACCUUCAUCUGUGUUGGCGCAGAUGACAUCAUUACUUUCUGUCCUGGUCUUUCCACCAGGUUGAAUUUGAUAGCAAAUGCGGCUGAAACAAAGCCCUGCACCUACAAGAAACUCCCUGCUGAAAUAAAGCUCUUCCCUGCGGAAACAAAACCCUGCACCCACAAGAAAUUCCCUGCUAAAACAGAGCCUUUCCCUAGCCACGUUGUUCAUGCCCUUCCUCGUAACCGCAGGCUGCUUUGGAAUUUGGAUAAGGUCGACCCGCCGACCCCUCCAGCCCCGAGUGGCAACCCACCCAUCCAUGAAUAAGCUUGGUGUAGCCAUUAGCAGUACUGGUUUCAAAGCUUUAUGCUGGCAGGUCAUGGAGAAUAAGAGCAUUAUCCCUACUAACGGCGGAAGAUAGUGCCACUACUUAGAUUUCCAUGGAAUAUGCUACUACACUAAUUCCUCACCUUACGAGAAUCCAGUGCAUUUGCAUGAAGAUUUCGUUUUUGUUUUUGUAGAUUUGAUUUCCUGUUCUGUUCUAAGGUGUUUCGUCUGUGUUUGGGUCUACAUACAAUCAGAUGGUCUUGUAUCUUUGCUUUGAGGUCUAUGGUUCUGUCCAUUGUGCCUGUUUGAAGGAGCACGUUUUACCAAUUAAAAUAUCAAUAUUUCU
Molecule: messenger RNA, 1503 nt
Organism: Rubroshorea leprosula
Lineage: Eukaryota; Viridiplantae; Streptophyta; Magnoliopsida; Malvales; Dipterocarpaceae
Source: the annotation of a GenBank genome assembly